This is a messenger RNA of Benincasa hispida (wax gourd), 1068 nucleotides long. RefSeq names its product jasmonate-zim-domain protein 1 (gene JAZ1). NCBI's taxonomy places the organism in Eukaryota, Viridiplantae, Streptophyta, Magnoliopsida, Cucurbitales, Cucurbitaceae. The record is from RefSeq and is a predicted model, not a curated record. Gene Ontology annotation, biological process: regulation of jasmonic acid mediated signaling pathway; response to wounding; regulation of defense response. Gene Ontology annotation, cellular component: nucleus.
AUUAAAAAUCUCAAGCCUUCAUCGGGAAAUUUUCAUCUUCAGUUUCAAGAUCCUAACUUGUUUUUCAUCUUUAAUUCCUAUUUUUCUUCGAACCCAUGUCGAGUUCUUCGGGAUUCUCUCAGGUUUCUUCUCAAAGAUCGCCGUCGAACUCGCCGGAGAAGCUCGGGUUUGUUCCCGCCGGUACGAUGCUCGUUUCCGGCAGGGAUUUGAAUCUGGGUUUCUCGCCCAAUCUCCGGCUAAGAACUGGGUCGGUGCCGGAGUUCUUCCACUCGCCGGAAAAAAUGGCGAAUCGGAAGUCUUUGGAUUUGUUUCCUCAAGAGGCUGGAUUUGGUAACUCAAACGACGUCGAUUCAAGGGUUUAUAAAUCUGCUACAGCGGCGCCUCUAACUUCCCAAAUGACAAUUUUUUACGCCGGCCAAGUUUUUGUGUUCGAUAACUUUCCGGCGGACAGAGUCGGCGACGUUAUGUUUCUAGCCAGUCGAGAGAGCUCAAAAUUAAAAUUCCCUACAGCCGCCGCUGUCGCCGCCAUCGCUGCUGGCCAGCCCGUCUUGGUCGGAACUCCAGCCGAUUCUUUGAGCUCCACUUCCCCUGUUUCCACUCGGAACCAAACUCCUCCGCAGCCACAGCCCGUUCCUGGAGCUCUUCCGAUGGCUCGUAAAGCUUCGAUUCAGCGUUUCUUGGAGAAGAGAAAAGACAGGCUAACUCUGAGAGCGCCGUACCAGAGCAGCUGCCCCGCACCGAGCAAGAUCGCCGGCGAGAAUUCAUGGCUGGGUUUGGCGGUGCAGCCGCAAGAUUAGUAUUAAGAAUUAAGAAAUUUAAGUAGAAAGAAAGAAAUUAAAGAAGAAGUUUUUUGUUUUUAGAUUAAAGAAUGGAGUUUGUUGCCAUUUUUGCUUAGGCCUCUGUUCUCUUUUUCUUUUCUUUUUGCUUGUUGCGGAUGAAAAGCUCUGUUUUACGGAGGCCAUGGUUGCUUUUCUUCUUAACCUUAUCGAUUCCUUUGGUCGAUAUCUUGUAAAACUAAUAUUUCUUACUUUUUAUUCUUUAAUAUUCACUAAUAUUUUCUUUUUGUAA